Molecule: messenger RNA, 1171 nt
Organism: Erigeron canadensis
Lineage: Eukaryota; Viridiplantae; Streptophyta; Magnoliopsida; Asterales; Asteraceae
Product: probable BOI-related E3 ubiquitin-protein ligase 2
Exons: 4
Coding region: 136-1095 (319 amino acids)
Molecular function (GO): ubiquitin-protein transferase activity
Source: RefSeq, a predicted model, not a curated record
ACACGAAAUAGCAACAACGCAAAUUUUCAUCCUUCCUUCUCUAUCUCUCCUCUCUCCCCUUCUCUCUUCUAUAUCUCUUUCUGUAUACAUAUAUAUACAUACAAUAUUUCAAUCUAUCUUUACAAUCAAAGCCGUAUGGCUAUGCCUGAUCACUUCCACAACUACCUUCAGCAACAAUCAAAAUCUUUCAGAGAUAUAUUCAACACCAUGGAAGCUCCAAUUUCACCUGCAAUCAACUACAUAACUGCUGAUCAAAACCAUCAUCAUCCUCCUUACAUACCUCAAUUUCAUGUGGUAGGGUUUGCACCUGAUGUUAGUGACGGGAGACCGAAAGAACAAGAGUUCUUGGAAAAUAAUAAUAAUACGAAUGGGAAUGGAAAUUCUCAGAUGUCGGGUAUCGAUUUCUUGUCGGUUUCCACGGGGUUAGGGUUGUCUCUUGAUAAUGGUAGGUUUGCUUCUUCUGGUGAGUCGUCUUUUGUUGGCGGCAGUGGUGGGAUUAUCGGAGAUGAUAUUGAACGGGAGUUAAGGCGACAGGAUGCAGAGAUUGAUAGGUUUAUGAAAAUUCAGGCUGACAGGCUCAGGCAAGCAGUCCUUGAGAAGGUACAAGCGAACCAGCUUCAAAUAAUCUCAUGUGUCGAAGAUAAAUACAUUCAGAAAUUGCGUGAAAAAGAAGCAGAGGUGGAAAACAUCAACAAGAAAAACAUCGAACUUGAAUUACAGGUGGAGCAGUUAGCCAUGGAGGCUGGGACUUGGCAGCAACGGGCCAAAUAUAAUGAGAAUAUGAUCAACACCCUGAAGUUUAAUCUUCAGCAAGUCUACACACAGGGAAAAGAUAGUAAAGAAGGAUGCGGUGAUAGUGAAGUAGAUGACACGGCUUCCUGCUGCAAUGGUCGUGCCAUUGAUUUCCACCUGCUCUGCAAGAGUAACAAUGGGAUUCGGGAAAUGAUGACUUGUAAGGUAUGUAGAGUGAAUGAAGUGUGCAUGCUUCUGUUACCAUGUAAGCAUCUUUGUCUUUGUAAAGAGUGUGAAAGUAAGGUUAGUAUGUGUCCACUCUGUCAGUGCUCAAAGUAUAUAGGUAUGGAGGUUUACAUGUAACCGGAUCUAGAUAACUACUAUGUGUUAAAUUUAUGUGCUACUAUUGUUGUUUAACAUGUUUGGAUUUGAUGACUAA